CCACCGCGAGCCGAAGGAGAAAGGAGGGGUACGAUCCGGGAGGGAAGCAGAGUCCGACGCCAUCUUAGAAUCGCUGCUGUUCCUGCUUGUUUGCGGCCGCGUCUGAGGAGGGGACCGAAGCGCUUCGGAGGCCGACUGGACGGGAAAAAACCGCCGGGUCUACCGGCCAAAGGGGAGGGGGAGGUGGGUGUGUUGGUUCGUUGCCUUUAUAGUUGGGGUGAGGCAGGCCUCCAGGGCUCUCCAGGAUACUGCGGGAGUGAGGAAGGAGAGGCUGUGACCAACUCCUUUGCCUGUUAAAUCCGCUUUCCCACCAGCUGCUCCUGUGCCUCGGGGUGGUGGGGAGCCCACCCAUUUGGGCCAGCCAUGGAUCCGGCGUUCCCCCAUCCAUCCCGGGAUCCCACCCAAGAAGAUGGCAUGGCCUCCGACGACUUCGACAUCGUGAUAGAAGCUAUGCUGGAGGCCCCGUACAAGAAAGAGGAGGCCCAACCAGGACCCUCAAAGCCGCCAACUGACCCCACCACAGCCCAGCCGUCUCCGGAAGAACAAGGAAAAGAAGCAAAGAAGGACAGCGCCCCCACCAGCAGCAAUGGGGAAAGCAGCAGCAAAAAGAAAAGGAGUCGUAGCAGGAGCCGUGAUCACAGACACAGCCGUAGCCGGGACCGAGACCGUCAUCGUAGGCGCAGCCGAAGCCGGGACCGCCGCAGCCGCCACCGGAGCAGAAGCCGCCACCGGAGUCGCAGCCGGGACCGUAAUAGGCGAGUUAGCCGAUCUCGGAGCCGAGAACGCCGGCGGGAGGAAAGAGUCCGCUACCGCAGCCCACCUCCCCCAGGACGACGGUUUGGACAUAGCAAGAGUCCCUUGUUCCGAGAGAAAAGCCCCCUUCGGGAGCCUCUGGGCAGCUUGAGCCCCGAAGAACGCGAUGCCCGCACUGUCUUCUGCAUGCAACUAGCUGCCCGUAUCCGACCUCGAGACCUUGAGGAUUUCUUCUCGGCUGUUGGCAAGGUGCGUGAUGUACGGAUCAUCUCCGACCGGAAUUCCCGGCGCUCAAAGGGCAUCGCUUACGUUGAGUUUUGCGAGAUACAGUCAGUGCCGCUGGCCAUCGGCCUGACGGGGCAACGCCUCCUGGGCGUACCGAUUAUCGUUCAGGCUUCCCAGGCGGAGAAGAACAGGCUGGCAGCCAUGGCCAACAACCUUCAGAAAGGCAGCGGGGGCCCCAUGAGGCUCUAUGUCGGUUCCCUUCACUGCAACAUCACCAAAGAGAUGCUGCGCGGGAUCUUCGAGCCGUUUGGCAAGAUUGACAGCAUCGUGCUGAUGCGGGACCAGGAUACCGGACAGUCCAAAGGCUACGGCUUCAUCACCUUCACAGAAGCAGAAUGUGCCCGCCGUGCCCUGGAACAGCUGAACGGUUUCGAACUGGCCGGCCGGCCCAUGCGGGUGGGACAGGUCAUCGAACGGCUGGAUGGCACCACUGACAUCACUUUUCCCGACGGGGCUGAUGAACCCGACCGGUCAGCUCUGAGCUUGGGGACCACCGGCUCCCAGCUGCAGCUGAUGGCGAAACUGGCCGAAGCAGGUUCUGGGAUCCCACUGUCCACCACUGCAGCGGCCCAGGCUGCUUUACAGCUUAACGGAGCGAUACCUUUGGGAGCACUGAAUCCAGCUGCCCUGACAGCUCUUAGCCCAGCAUUGAACCUGGCUUCACAGACACUGGCCUCCCAGUGCUUCCAGCUUUCAGGCCUCUUCAGUCCCCAAACAAUGUAAGGCCACCUAGUCCUCCCUCCCCUCUUCCCGCCCUCCCUCUCCCAUGGAGCUCAGAGGGGGAAUGAUCAUCUCCACACCAUUGCCGCCUCACCUGACACCCCCUCCCCCCCCAUUGUGGAUCCAAGCCUGGGGGGGGGGGCGGAAUGAACUUUGAAGGAACUCUUUGGGAACAAGGGUGGGGGAAGCCCUUCUUAACAUGAACUCUGAAUUUUUUCUGAAUUUCCCGUCCUGGGGAAGGGGGAAGAGCUUGUAUUCUGACUCUCCCUUCCCCCUUUUCUCCUCCCCCCCCCCCCCCCAAGCCACAAUUGGAGGGGGGGCGCCUUAUCCCCCCCCUGGGGGGGGGGCUCCGCGGAGACUGAGGGGCCCUCCCCCCCCCCUAAAAAAAGAGGUGGAAUUGCAGCAUUUUUUCCUUUUGGGGAGGGGGCAGGAAGACUCUUGGCCCCUUCCCCCCCCCCGCUCUCUCUUUCUUGCCCACCUCUUAGCUCUUGCAUCGGGCUGCGGGGCUUUGCUUUGGAUAGCUUUGGGCUGUCCUCGUGGCCGCGACGGGUCUGUGCAUUGUAAAAAAAAAAACCCGGAGAAGCACAGACCCGCAUUUGGGUGGGUGGGAGGCCCAUGCGGUGUAUAUCUCUUCUCUCCCCCCCCCCUCCCCUCACUUUGUAAAGGGGCCGCGUAAACCCUGUGGGGGAGUUGGGUGUUUCUCCCCCCCCUUUUCAAUUUUCUCGGCUCUGCCUCCUGUUCUUGGUGUCCCUGUUUUUCUGGCUGCGCCCCUGUUCCUCGGAGUCCUUCGGAGACCCGUUCCCUCCCCCCUUUCCCCCUCCCCCCCCCCGCCCUUUCCAGAUUUUCAAAAGUGUAUUUUGGUUUUU
Molecule: messenger RNA, 2624 nt
Organism: Notechis scutatus (mainland tiger snake)
Lineage: Eukaryota; Metazoa; Chordata; Lepidosauria; Squamata; Elapidae
Source: RefSeq, a predicted model, not a curated record